This is a messenger RNA of Diaporthe amygdali, 465 nucleotides long. RefSeq lists its product as uncharacterized. Bases 1 to 465 code for a protein of 154 amino acids. NCBI's taxonomy places the organism in Eukaryota, Fungi, Ascomycota, Sordariomycetes, Diaporthales, Diaporthaceae. The transcript is spliced from 3 exons. The record is from RefSeq and is a predicted model, not a curated record.
AUGAUCCGCUUGUGUUUGUCGUUGCUGGCUCUGUCCGCCGUUGCCAUUGCUGGUCCGCGUCAACCCAGCCCACCAGCCCUUACCUAUCUGUUCACGGCCAACAUCACAAGCGGUCCAACAAUCUCCCUGGGAUCAACACCUCUUGGCGACAGAGUCUUUGAGCCCAUUAUCGGUGGAUCAUUCACAGGACCCAAGCUCUCAGGUACUGUUGCUUCCGGCGGUGGCGAUGCGGGUCUCGUCGACGCCAACGGGGCCUUCAACCCGGACGUCGUCUACGUGCUCCAGACCAGCGACGGAUGCAACAUCCUCGUGAGAGAGAAAGGCCAUGCUCCAAAUCUGUUGCUUCUCUUCGAGACUGGCAGCGACAAGUAUGACUGGCUCAAUUCAGUCGUCGCAUACGGGAAAGGCUCGCAGAGCCAAAGUGGGGUAUCGCUCGACGUUUGGCAGGUCGGCACCUCGAGUUGA